Messenger RNA from Anisakis simplex (herring worm), 276 nucleotides. The record is from the annotation of a GenBank genome assembly. NCBI's taxonomy places the organism in Eukaryota, Metazoa, Nematoda, Chromadorea, Rhabditida, Anisakidae.
AUGUGGGGGUGUCAUUUCAGUGCACUGAAGCGUCAGAAGGCACUCAUCGGUCGUUACAACUCAGACAUAGGAUUCAUCCCCUCAACCCAUCUGAAUUUGCCGCUGAUUCGUCCACUCUCGAAGGAACUUUGCUACUACUGUAGUUUCGGACCUAAAACGUGCGCAGCCACGCACGCACGCACGCGUGCCAUCGCAUCCGCACCGCACCGGCACGAGCUAUUGCGAAAUGCGACGCGCGCGAGCCGAAGACCAUACGUAAGCCUUAUUGUGGGAUAG